GCCCCGGCCCUUGCCGCGCCUCUGCCGGCCAUCCAGACCCUGGUGCAGCCGGGCGCGCCUGGCCCCGGCCUUCCACCCUCAGCCGUGCCCAGAGCAGAGCCCGGCCGCCCGCUAAGAUGGCAGCCGCCGCCGGGCCUCCCAGCCCCAUGCAGUCGCUGCGGGAAGAGGCCGUGUGCGCCAUCUGCCUGGAUUACUUUAAGGACCCGGUGUCCAUCGGCUGCGGGCACAACUUCUGCCGGGGGUGUGUGACCCAGCUGUGGGGCAAGGAAGACGAUCGGGAGCGCCAACAGCCGGCCCCGGAGGACCGCGUCGUCCGAGAGGCCCUGUACCCCAGGCAGGUGCACGGGGACGCCUUCCAGCCCCUGGCCCGAGCCCCCGUCCUGCCCUGGCUUGGGCACAGCCACAGGAGGCUUCGUGCAGGCUCCACGUGGGACGACGACGGCGACGAUGACGACGAAGGCUUGGCCGGCAACAUAGAGGGCUUGGUGCAAGACUUGAGAAUUAGGGUUUUCCCCGAAGACCGGGAGGGACACCUUCACAGCGGCCACCUGUACCACCAGCGCGGCCGCCACAUCUUCCAGCGCGGCCCCCCACAUCCGCCUGGGCGUCGGCAGCUCUAUCCAGAUGCCCGCCUACGCUCUCCUCUACCUCGCCCUCGCUCCGCCCCGCAGGUCUUCAGCUGCCCCCAGUGCCGAAGGACUUUUCCAAGUCGCAGUUUUCGCCCCAAUUUGCAGCUGGCCAACAUGGUCCACAUAAUUCGCCAGAUUUGCCAUACUCCGUGAAUCCGAGCAGAGCGUGUGCUCCAGACAUGAGGGAGCCCCGAAGCUCUUCUGCGAGGCAGAGAAAAAAGUGUAGUGAGUCCGGAUUCCAGGCUGCACAAAAGUCACAGUGUGGUGUCCCUGAAUGAAGUACUUCAGGAAUACAAGGAGCACCCGAACCCUCCCUCCCCCAGGAACCUGUAGUACCUUGUGCUGCUCCCAGUUUUGGGGAGAAAUUAAGGAAUUCUAAAUGUCAUCUUUGGUUCAGUCUUAAAUCAGAUUGGAAUUCGGUAUGUAGCUAGAGAAGAAUGCUCAUUCGCCUAACAUGCACCCCUCUCUUCAGUUUUUUUUGAAUUAAUGACUAUCAGACUUCAGUUUUAGGAGACACUACUUCCUCCUUUGUUUCCGUUAGCUGAGAAUUUACUUAUGGGAAUGAGGACAACUGCUUUGCUUAGCUUCAAAAUUAGGCUUUCAAAACUGAGUACAUUUUCAUGAGCUUGGUAUUUACUACUUCAAGUGUUUUUGAGCCAGUUAUUAACUGGUUUGGAGCUAUACUCUGUAGGAGGCUGUCAAUAGUACUGUAGUAGUGCCGUCCUUUAGAUUUUUGGCAAAGUUGAAAUGUAAUAAAGCAAUGCUGCGCUAUCAAUGUC
Molecule: messenger RNA, 1408 nt
Organism: Phodopus roborovskii (desert hamster)
Lineage: Eukaryota; Metazoa; Chordata; Mammalia; Rodentia; Cricetidae
Product: E3 ubiquitin-protein ligase TRIM52
Exons: 1
Coding region: 117-782 (221 amino acids)
Source: RefSeq, a predicted model, not a curated record